AUGUAUGUCAAGCAGAUUAUCAUCCAAGGCUUCAAGAGCUACAAGGACCAAACGGUCAUUGAGCCCUUCUCACCAAAACACAAUGUCAUCGUUGGGCGUAAUGGUUCCGGCAAGAGUAACUUCUUUGCGGCUAUUCGUUUCGUUUUGAGCGAUGCCUACACUCACCUCGGCAGAGAAGAGCGCCAGGCUCUCCUUCAUGAAGGAUCUGGUUCGGCCGUAAUGUCGGCCUAUGUGGAGAUCAUCUUCGACAACUCCGAUGACAGAUUCCCUACCGGAAAGUCUGAGCUAGUCCUCCGUCGCACCAUUGGUCUCAAGAAGGACGAGUACACACUAGACCGCAAGAAUGCCACCAAGAACGAUGUGAUGAACCUCCUCGAGUCCGCCGGUUUUUCUCGCUCAAAUCCCUACUAUAUCGUUCCCCAGGGCCGCGUUACCGCGCUGACCAACAUGAAAGACUCUGAAAGGUUGGUCUUACUGAAGGAAGUAGCAGGUACACAGGUUUAUGAAGCUCGUCGCGCAGAGUCUCUCAAAAUUAUGCAUGAGACUAACAGUAGACGUGCCAAGAUUGAUGAGCUCUUAGAUUACAUCAACGAGCGCCUUGCCGAGUUAGAGGAAGAAAAAGACGAACUCAGAAACUACCAAGACAAAGACAAGGACCGCCGAUGUCUCGAAUACACUAUUUAUUCUCGCGAACAGCAAGAAAUUGGGAGCGUGCUUGAAAGCCUGGAGGAGCAACGUCAAAACGGCGUCGAGGAUGCGGAUGGUAAUCGCGAUCAGUUCAACGAUGGUGAAAAGACAAUGGCCCAGAUCGAUGCUGAAAUUGCGGAGUGCCGUCAGCAGAUAGAGUUUUUGAAGGUCGACAAGACUCAGCUAGAGGACGAGCGUCGUGAGGCUUCAAAGGCUUUGGCGCAGAUUGAACUUCAGGCAAAGUCAAUGUCAGACAACCAGGCCGCUGCACAGAUACUCAAGUCCCGCCAUGACAAUGACCUCAGCACUGUGCAGGAAGCCAUUCGUGAGCGCGAGGCGGAACUCCAGGAGAUUCUGCCUGCUUUCAAUGCUUCCAAAGACCAGGAGGAUGGCGUCAAGACUCAGCUGGCCGAGGGAGAGACUGUGCGCCAGCGUUUGUAUGCUAAGCAGGGCCGCAACUCGCGGUUCAAGAACAAAUCUGAGCGAGACAAGUGGCUCCAAAUGGAGGUUCGUGAGAGUACCCGGUCGGUUUCCACCGUUCAGAAUGUUGUGUCACAGACACAAGAGGACAUUGAAGAGCUGGAAAAAGAGAUUGGCUCGAUUGAACCCGAAAUAGAGCGACUGCGUCAGCAGAUUGAUGGAAGGGGCGAUACCAUGCAGUCCUUUGACGAACAGGUCCAGAAUGCCAAAGAAGAGAGAGAUCGCCUAAUGGACCAACGAAAGGAACUUUGGAGAGAAGAAGCGAAGCUUGAUUCCAUUCUCUCAAGCUCAUCUCAGGAGAUGGAACGCGCGGAGCGCACCCUGUCUCAUACUAUGGACAAUAAUACCAGCCGUGGACUCGCAGCCGUGCGAAGAAUUCAGCGCCAACUCAACCUCGAGGGUGUGUAUGGUACCCUAGCUGAGCUUUUUGAUGUCAGCGACAGAUAUCGUACGGCUGUUGAGGUGACAGCUGGACAGAGCCUGUUCCACUAUGUUGUGGAUAACGAUGAGACCGCGACCACGGUCUUGGAAUUGCUGCAGAAGGAGAAGGCUGGUCGUGUCACAUUCAUGCCUUUGAAUCGUCUUCGAUCAAAGCCCCUGAACAUGCCUCGCGCUAGCGAUGUGAUCCCUAUGAUCGACAAAUUGCAAUAUGACCCAGCGUAUGAGCGCGCCUUCCAGCAUGUCUUUGGAAAGACCAUCAUCUGCCCCAACCUGCAAGUUGCGUCCCAGUACGCCCGCAGCCACGGUGUUACUGCUAUCACUCCCGAGGGCGAUCGUUCUGACAAGCGCGGCGCUCUCACCGGUGGUUUCCACGAUUCGCGUCAGUCAAGACUGGAUGCUGUGAAGAACGUUACAAAAUGGAGAGACGAAUACGAAACCAAGAAGGUCCGUGGAACCGAGAUUAGAAAGGAACUGGAGAAACUAGACCAAUUGAUCACCAAGGCUGUCGGCGAGCUCCAAAAACUUGAGCAACAACGACAUCAGGUGCAGAACAGCAAUGGUCCUUUGCGACAGGAACUAAAGAGCAAGCGCGAGCUCCUCCAGAACAAGACUGACACUCUCGAGGCAAAACGCCGCGCUCUUCGCAAUGUUGAGUCCAACCUAGCGGCGCUGAAUGAUCAAAUUAGCGCCUUCCAAACCGAGUUGGCGUCUCCUUUCCAAAAGGCCCUCACAAGCGAUGAAGAAGCGCUCUUGGAGAGCUUGAGUGGAACUGUGCAGGACCUGCGUCGCCAGUACCAAGAGCUCUCGUCCAAACGAAGCGAGUUGGAGGCGCGCAAGUCAAUUCUUGAGGUGGAGCUACGCGAGAACCUUCACCCUCGCCUCGAGCAGCUGCUAAACAACGAUCUUGAUAUGGCCGAGGAGGAAGUUCAGGGAAGUUUGAAAGAGACCAAGCGCGAACAACAACGACUCAACAAAGCGCUGGAGAAGCUCAAUUCCCGUCUUAAUGAAGUCAACACUUCGAUUGAGGAGAUGAGUGCCCAAGUUAAUGAUCUCCAGCAGCGCAACGCUGAGACUCGCCGUGAGAUGGAGGACCUAGCUCGAUCCAUCGAGAAGCACCAGCGGCGCAUGGAGAAGAGCAUGCAGAAGAAGGCAGCUCUCACCAAACAGGCUGCCGAGUGUGCGGCCAACAUUCGUGAUCUGGGUGUCCUUCCUGACGAAGCAUUCACCAAGUACAAGAACACCGAUUCUAACGCCGUGGUCAAGCGACUGCACAAGGCCAAUGAGGCAUUGAAGAAGUACUCUCACGUCAACAAGAAGGCUUUUGAGCAGUACAACAACUUUACAAAGCAGCGCGAAACCCUGACUUCUCGUCGAGAAGAGCUCGAAGCGUCUCAGAAAUCCAUCGAUGACCUGAUCUCUGUUCUGGACCAGCGCAAGGACGAGGCAAUUGAGCGAACGUUCAAGCAGGUUUCCAAGGAGUUUCACAAUGUAUUUGAGAAGCUGGUCCCGGCUGGUCGUGGUCGUCUGAUCAUUCAACGGAAGACUGACCGCGCCGUGCGACCUGAGGACGAUGGCGAAUCUGAUGAUGAGGAUGCCCGAAAGAGCGUAGAGAACUACGUGGGUGUGGGUAUUAGUGUCAGCUUCAAUAGCAAGCACGAUGACCAACAACGUAUCCAGCAGCUGAGUGGCGGACAGAAGAGUCUUUGUGCCCUUGCUCUGGUCUUCGCCAUCCAGGCAUGUGACCCUGCCCCCUUCUAUCUCUUUGACGAGAUCGAUGCCAAUCUUGAUGCUCAAUACCGUACGGCUGUUGCGCAAAUGUUGCAGUCGAUCUCGGACUCGACCAACGGCCAGUUCAUCUGCACAACCUUCCGACCGGAGAUGUUGCAUGUGGCCGAGAAGUGUUAUGGUGUCAGUUUCCGACAGAAGGCCAGUACAAUCGAUGUUGUAUCGCGUGAGGAGGCAUUGAAGUUUGUGGAAGAGCAGAAGUCUUGA
Penicillium taxi is the source of this 3600-nucleotide messenger RNA. RefSeq names its product chromosome segregation protein SMC. The record is from RefSeq and is a predicted model, not a curated record. Gene Ontology annotation, molecular function: cohesin loader activity; double-stranded DNA binding; protein binding. Bases 1 to 3600 code for a protein of 1199 amino acids. Lineage: Eukaryota; Fungi; Ascomycota; Eurotiomycetes; Eurotiales; Aspergillaceae. Gene Ontology annotation, biological process: mitotic sister chromatid cohesion. Gene Ontology annotation, cellular component: chromosome. The transcript is spliced from 4 exons.